GUCAAUUUCCUCUUGUUUUGUUUUUCUCUAUUAUUUUUACCAACUUGAUUUAUCAGCUUUGGCGAAGAUGCUUAAGGUAUAUUUAGCUUUGAUUGGUUUACUUUGUACUUUGUAUCAAGCUGCUGCCUUGAACUUGAACGCAACCGAAUUUAUUGGUCAGCAUGUUAACGCUACCGUAUACAUCGGGAACAUUGGCACUUUUACCUGUACCAAGAAAAAACCAUUAAGUCUUGCCUCCGUUGCUGCUGCCAUCAAUGCUUUGAACUACCAUUACGAAAGAGGUCAAUGGGGACAAAAGUGUUAUGAUGGUUGGUGUGUUGAUGCUAGAAAUUUGAGCGGUUGGGACAGCCCUAAAGAUUGCAUGAAUGAAUUAAGAGAUAAAUUAAGCGAAUGCCUUGAACAAAAUGCUGGUGAUGGCUACAUUGAACAAGGGACUGGUUUUGUUGCUAGGUGUAUGAUGCACUAUUGGUGUGAGGGCUGUUAAAUGCAAUCGUCUAAUGGAUUUGGUUUUCACUUGCUUAAAUUUUUUAUUGCUAAUAUUUUAUUAAUAAUAUAACUAAAUAAACAGAGUUUUAUGUACUGUUAGGAAGAAAUUAUCAUUUGAAGCUGAUCAUUUGAAGCUGACUGAAAU
This is a messenger RNA of Halteromyces radiatus, 631 nucleotides long. RefSeq lists its product as uncharacterized. The transcript has 2 exons. NCBI's taxonomy places the organism in Eukaryota, Fungi, Mucoromycota, Mucoromycetes, Mucorales, Cunninghamellaceae. Bases 68 to 484 code for a protein of 138 amino acids. The record is from RefSeq and is a predicted model, not a curated record.